This is a messenger RNA of Aspergillus udagawae, 882 nucleotides long. RefSeq lists its product as uncharacterized. The coding region runs from base 1 to 882 and encodes 293 amino acids. NCBI's taxonomy places the organism in Eukaryota, Fungi, Ascomycota, Eurotiomycetes, Eurotiales, Aspergillaceae. The record is from RefSeq and is a predicted model, not a curated record. The transcript has 2 exons.
AUGAGGCUGGAGGCAUUCCAAACCAUCUUGACCCUUUCUGCCGGUCCAUCAUGGCGGACUAGGGGUCUGCUUGCUGCUGCCAACCUGACUGGCCUGCAAAUCCAAAUCCCAAAGCAGCCACCCAUUGAUCCUGAUCUCGUCAAUGCUUUUCAGAAUCUGGGGGCCGAGGGCUCUCCGCACCCCAAUCAUGGUGCUAGUAUUGCAUGGCUUGCCCACCUCGACCUUAUCAAAUACGUCAUACAAUCUGAUCUUGACACAGCCCUAAUCAUUGAAGAUGACGUGGAUUGGGACCGAGCGAUUCGCGACCAGAUGGUCGGAAUUGCUGGGGCUAUCCGUUCCCUGACUAAGGUCGACGAAACGGAGGCUGCACCAUAUGGCCGUUCCUGGGAUCUUCUGUGGAUAGGACAUUGUGGCGAGUACUGGGAUGAAACUCUUGAAACGGCCAUGUUUGAUGAUCCCACCGCGUACCCAAUCAGCAUAUAUCAAGGGUGGGCACAGAAGUACCUGAAAGACCUUCCGGAUUACAAGCGUGCUAUCUAUCGAUCAUAUAACCCCGUCUGCUCGUUUGCCUAUGCAGUGUCUCGGGAGGGGGCCAGGAAGGUAUUGGAACUUGUUGGCGGUGCGAAGGAUGAGGCGUUCGACGUUGCUGUGAUGCACAACUGCAAACUCGGGAAAUUGAACUGCAUCUCCAUCGUGCCUGAGGUUAUUCAUCAGUAUUUUCCUGCUCAGUCCUUCGGUGUGAAGAGCCUGGUGGACAUUGGCAAUGGGGAAAAGCCAGGACCUGAUGAUGAAAAAUUUGAAAACGUCAUGGGCUCAACGGAAAACAUCUUGGAGAGCGCUCGAUGUAGUGCUUUGUGGGACAAAAAAUGUCCAAGGGUAUAG